Molecule: messenger RNA, 1917 nt
Organism: Myotis davidii
Lineage: Eukaryota; Metazoa; Chordata; Mammalia; Chiroptera; Vespertilionidae
Gene: C8A
Product: complement component 8, alpha polypeptide
Exons: 11
Coding region: 119-1888 (589 amino acids)
Biological process (GO): immune response
Cellular component (GO): membrane attack complex
Molecular function (GO): protein binding
Source: RefSeq, a predicted model, not a curated record
GUUAGUUUCAAACAUUAGAUCUUAUGGGUCCCGGCCUGUAGACAUCUUUUUACUCCAACUCCCUGAAUAGAUCCCUUAAUUCCUUCUAGGUGAUAUAGGCUGGUGGAUUCUGGUUGAGAUGUUUGCUAUUGCUUUCUUCAUCUUGUCUUUGAUGACUUGUCUGCCUGGGAUAACCAUACAGGAGAAGGCACACUGGAGAGUGAGUCGGGGGGCUGGGAGCUUGACGUUCACAGCAGUGAACUGCCAGCUGAGUGACUGGUCAGAGUGGACAGAAUGCAUUCAAUGCCAGGACAAAAAGUACCGACACCGGAGCCUGCUUCAGCCAAACAAGUUUGGGGGGACCAUCUGCAGUGGUGACGUCUGGGAUGAAAUCAGCUGUCGCAGACCCACAGCUUGUGCAAGGCAAGCGCAGUGUGGACAGGAUUUCCAGUGUAAAGAGACAGGUCGCUGCCUGAAACGCCACCUCGUGUGCAAUGGAGACAAGGACUGCUCUGACGGCUCUGAUGAGGACAACUGUGACGACGUCAGGGUCGUUGAAGACGACUGCACUCUGUAUGACCCGAUUCCAGGAUCCGAGAGGGCAGCCUCUGGGUAUAAUAUCCUGACUCGGACAGAAGCUCAGAAUGUGUACGACGCCAGGUAUUAUGGGGGCCAGUGUGAGACAGUAUACAACGGGGAAUGGAGGGAACUUCGAUACGACUCCACCUGUGAGCGUCUGUACUAUGGGGAUGAUGAGAAAUACUUCCGGAAACCCUACAACUUCCUGAUGUAUCGCUUUGAAGCCCUGGCAGACACUAGUUUCUCCUCAGAGUUUUAUGAUGAUACAAAUGAAGUUUUUUCCAAACUAAAAAACGACCUGUUUGUGUCAGGUGGAUUGACCUUUGGUAUAGGCCUAGCAGGCAUCCCUUUAACAGUGGAUGCAGGUGUAUCUGGAUCAUAUGGCUCUUCGAUCGUGAAUGAGUUAAGCAAGUACAAUGAGAAGAAAUACAGCUUCAUGAGAAUUUUCACAAAAGUGCAGACUGCCCAAUUUAAGAUGAGGAGGGACAAUAUUAUGCUGGAUGAAGGGAUGCUGCAGUCGCUGAUGGAGCUUCCGGAGAAGUACAAUUAUGGCCCGUACGCCAAGUUCAUCGAUGACUACGGCACCCAUUACAUAACGUCUGGAUCAAUGGGUGGCAUUUAUGAGUAUUUCCUGGUGCUUAACAAAGAAAAAAUGAAAAAAAAGCGUGUUUCCUUUGAAGACAUCAAGAAGUGCUUUGGAGGGUCUUUGGGUUUAUCUUCUACUUUUUCGGAGAGCUUAGAGAUUGGAGGAGGUUUAUCAGGGGAAGACUGUAAAAGAAUGGGAGGUGGCCACACUGAUACUGACGAAGAUAACAGGCUUGUGGAAGACAUCAUUGCUCAGGUGCGAGGUGGCAAUUCUGGCUGGGGUACUGGCUUGGCACACAACAAGAGCUUCAUUUCGUACCGUUCCUGGGGGCGGUCGUUAAAGUAUAAUCCUGCUGUUAUUGAUUUUGAGACACAGCCUAUUCACGAACUGCUGCGGCACGUGAACCUGGGAACCCUGGAGGCCAAACGCCAGAACCUGAAGCGGGCCCUGGAUCAGUACCUGAUGGAAUUCAAUGCCUGCCGCUGCGGGCCCUGCUUCAACAACGGGGUGCCCAUCCUUGAGGGCACCAGCUGCAAAUGCCAGUGUCCUAUGGGUCGCAAGGGCCUUGCCUGUGAGCAAAUGGAGCAAGAAGGAGCCCAGGCGGAGGGUCGCUGGAGCUGCUGGAGCGCUUGGUCUGCUUGCUCGGCAGGCACUCAGGAAAGGAGGAGAGAGUGCAAUAAUCCUCCCCCGAAGAAUGGAGGCCGCUCGUGUCCAGGGCGGAACGUGCAGACCCAAGCUUGCUGAGGGCCUCUGGGCACAGGAUGGGACACAUG